GUGAAGGCCAGGGCGGUACUGGGCAAAUGGCAAGCUGGAGUGGAGGAGAUCAAGAAAGCUCACCGUGCGAGAGACGUCGCUGGGCUGGCGCAGGCUUUGGCCCGCUUCCAGCACUCUGCGGAGGACGCCGAGGUUUCAGGUGCUCGCCAAGACCUCGAACGUUGGCGCCGGCUGGCUGAGGAGCUACCAAAGCUUCUGAAGGAUGCUUUGGAGCGCCGGGACGUGCCAAAACUGCGCGAGGCCAUGAGCGACAUGAGCAAGGACGGCCCAAAAAACAUCGAUGGAGCCGAAGAGGCAAAAAAGAUGAUCAAGAGGUACCAGAUCAGAGCCCGUGCGUUGGACCAUGCAGUCGGGGAAAGGAAGAUCUCCUCCAUCCAGGCUGCGUUGGCCACGUGGGACUUCAGCCGCGAUGACGUGCAUGCUGUCAAGGCGCGCCAGGCCAUUGCACGACGUGACCGUCAAAAGCAGAAGUUACAAGCGGCUGUCCAGCUGAAAGACGGGCCGCAUCUGGCAAAGGUCACCCAGGAGUGGGAGUUUGAUCGCAAUGAUGAGGACUUCCAGCAAGCCAUGGAGGCAUUGAACCGAUACGAUAGGUUGGUGGAAGAUGUCGAGAGGCUGAUGGGACCGCCGAUGGACAUUGUUGCCCUUGCAAAUGUCCUGGACAACUGGGAGUGGACCAAAGAUGACCCCGUUCAUCUAGCUACCGUCAAGAAGAUCUCGGAGCAUGAGAACGCCGCCCGCAACGCUUUGCAAGCCAAGGAUGGCUGGAAACUCCAACGAAUUUGGCAGUUCAAUGAUGUCAAGAAGAAAGGAGCUGCACCCUCGGUGCUGCAACAGCAGAUGGCUGGCAUCAAAUGGAAAGCAACGGUAGCCAAAAAUCGCUACAGGGAAGCGACGGAAGCCCUGCGUGAAGCCAUCCGUUCGGCCGUGGAAGAGGCGGAGUUCAUGCGCACUGAAGCUAUGCAGGAGGUUCAGGUUCCUGGCGAUGAGGAGGCGCUGCAAGCUCCGCACGAGAACGUGUUGAUGAGCCUGGCACGGUUCUCCACGACGGGGGUGCCUCCCAAGGAGAACGAGUUGCGAAUUCUUGUGGAGAAUUGGCCGUUCAGCCUCGACGACCCAACCUUGCAGAUGGCCUCUCACUGGAUAGCUUCGAGAGGUUUGCUGAAGACUUGCUCGCUGCGAUAUUUGGACAUCGCUUUGCAUGGUGGGCAUACGGUCAGCAUCAUGAAAGCCCUUGGGCGUGCUUCUGCAGUGGCUGUACCUCCACGCAUAUAUCACAAGUUCAUCCGGCUGCCGGACAACAUUCUGCGCGCUAAGGAGGAGUGCCUCAUGCGCGAAGCGACAGUGCAGGCUGUGGGCGCCAUGAGCCUUGGCGUUGAACCAGACGAUCUCAUGAUGGCUUCAGCAUUUGCGAAAGAGCUGGCAGACAAGGCCAAGCUGGUGCGCAUGGCCGUUUCCUGCAUCGAGGCCGGUCGCAUUCCCACCCUACGUGCGGCAUCAAAGCCGCCAAGGGUGGUGCACGGUGUCAUGGAGACGAUUUGCCAUUGUGUUGCCGGCAUUCACCCGGUUGUGCGUGAUCCGCCACGAGAUACCGGCUGGAGGACCUGCCAGCGCAUGAUGAACAACCCGAAAGUUCUGAUAGAGAAUCUGACCUCGCUUCCAGAUUGGCUUGCGUCUGGCCGAAUUGAGCCAAUUGAACGAGCCAAGGCUCACUGGGCCAAGGUGCAGGCCGAGGUAGGCGGCCGGCCGCAGGACUGCUCCGUGGAGGCUGUUCGUCGGCACAGCAUCCUAGCUGGACAGUUCCUCCUCUUCUUGGACCAGACAUUCGGCUUCUUUGAGUUGCUUAGCCUUGCAAGCGUGGCUCCUGAGAAGCGCAAAGGCACGCACGAAAUUGCGAGAGACGCGGAUGCGCAGAGGCUUUCAGAUCUCCAGGCAGUCUUCGUCAAACUCCGUGAGGAGGCACAGAACGCCCCGGAAUUUGCUGGGCAGCCACUGUGGUACUACGUCCUGAACAAGGCAAAGGGCUCCUUGGGCAGUGACAUGCUCUUCAGCGCAGCCUGGGCUGUAGCCGGCGGAACUGAUGACUGUGUGGAGGAGUGUGUAGACCGGGCUCGGCUGCAAGUGGUGGAAGCUUUGGCGGUGACAUCUGUGUCAAAUGCGGUCCUCAGUAAUGUCUGCCGGGGCCUACGGCCGCCUCCACGUGAGGUGUUCAAUCCCAGCGAACCUCGCAGGAGCUCAAAGUUCUUGACCCAGCUGAACCAAACUGACGUCGGUGCCAAAGCUUCAUUUCACAGGGCCAACAAGAUGACCGAGGUCUCGCGAGCCUUCAAGCACAAUCAGACGGCGGCAAGGGAGGUGGACGUGCUGAUCAUCAGAAUUACCGGCGAGGAGGCCGCGCUUCUGCACAUGCCCAUCAGCUCUACGGUGAAGGAUGUUCAAGAUCGCCUUGCUGCAAUCGAGAAUGUGCCGGUUCAUUGGCAGGUGCUUCUUGUUGAAAACAGAGAGCCUUCAGCCAACACCCUUGUCAAGAAUCUACGGAGGGACAGGGAGAGUGUAGUGUUCUGUACCCUCUACUACAGGUCUGACGAUUUGGUCCACCGAAUUGAGGCGGCAAUGCUAAAGAUUGCGCAGUGCUCGCAGCUGGACCUGGAUCUGCCGUCGCUCAUGGGCGGGCAACUCGCAGAUCCUGCUAUCUGCCUCAUCUAUGGCACCAGCAUGUUCGACACCACAGUAGCACGCCCCGGUGGUGGUGAGCGACGUCAGGGUGGCCGGCGGGUGGCAAUCUCUGUGAGGAAGAACGAAACAGUCAAAGCUCUCGGCGACAACGCAGCUGCUCCUCCUGGUGAGGUCGCAGCAGUCAGCCCCCAUGGCCGAGAGAGAAACACGCUCCGCGCAUUCAGUCCUCCAUCCCCUCGCAAGCAGUCGCUCCAGCUGACGAUGAUGGACAUCCUUCGCACAGUGACAGAGCUUCUCCGUGGACAUGCCUGGGGCGUGCCGAGAUCCGGCCAGUAUGCUGUGCAGGUGGACACUCCCUGGCAGAUGCAGGUGGUGUGCGAGAUCCUAGAGUUGAGCUCAAGCCUGCUCAAAAAGCCUUUGGUGCCACAGGCCAACCUCAGUACCGCCCUUCGUCUUCUGCAGGAGCUUGAAGAGGCUGGACUUCCUGCAAUGUACCAGCCUGACUUCAUUGCGCACCGGAGACGAUCCCAAGGUCACAUUCCAGGAUCCAAGCCGACAACACCUGGGACUCCUGACAAGCCUGGGUCACACCACAGCGAUCGGGACCGGGAACUACCUUUCUCGAAGCGCGAAACCUCUGCGGAGGGAUGGCGGCGUGACAUGACGGACAGCCCUGCCUGGGGAAGGCGGGAAACCUCCCGUGAGCGUGAUGAACCAGCCUGGCGUCGAGAUUUGAUGGCCAUCCAGGACUCAUCGUCUCCGCCUCCCGUGAGGGAGGCGGACUACCAACGAGGCCUUCAUGCUGUGAGCGCCUUUGUCAAAGCCAUGCAGGAUUUUUAUCACGAGUUCGUGCCUCUUCGCGCCUACGCCGUGGCAAACAUGUCUUUCUGCCUCCAGGCUGAGAAAGCCUACAAAGAGUCAACCAAGGUUCUUCGCGUGUCCUCUGAUCUGGAGAGCAUGUGUACCCUGCCGCCGGACUGUACAAACGUGGAUGCUGUCCAGGAGGCAGCCAACCUUGCCUGCAACCAGUUGCAGGCGAUGGCAGAGCAGGGUCUCCCGAUCGUUUAUCCGCACGUGGAGUACGUGCGUUGUGCAAUCGAUAGUGCUGGGCUCGCCUACCUCAACAGCCCCCCUGCUGCAGAGCCAGCACAGCGCCUUAGGUGGGCUGAGGCCAUCAUGUCCAUCCAGCUGGCACCACUUCCGUCCUUCGACAUGACCCUCAAGCGAAUUGCGAGGUCCAUCGAUGAAGAACAGCUCGCCGAGCUCGCUGCGAGCCCCGACCCGCCAGAGCACAUGCAACGUGGCGCUUUGGGCACUGGCAUCGAACGGCUUUUUGCAGCUUUGGCUUGGGUCUUGGACCCGCAGUGCAACUGCGAUCGGCGCUGGUCGCAGUCCCGGCAGCUGCUGGUUGAUGCAGAAGGCAGCCGCAUGGGUCCAACAAACGCAGAGCAUAUGAGGUCAGCGCAGUGCUCGCGCACAGCUUUUGCGGCAGUUUCCUCUUCCAGCACAGCUGCCAAAGCUGAGGCUCUUCGUGCCUUGGGCCUCGACUAUGUCCCGCCUAUGGAAGAGCUGCGGCGUACAUUCCGCCGGCUGGCGGCACGAUCACAUCCUGACGUUCAGGGUGGCAGCGAUGAGUCCUUCCGGAGAGUUGUUGAGGCAUACCGCAUUCUGCAGGGAUUAGAUGAGAUGGAACUCCUCUCUCCGGGAGAAGGGGCUGAUCAAGCUGAUGCCGUGGACGAGUUUCUCGCUGACUGGCUGGGCAAAGAUUCAGCUAUCCCUGGCUGGGGCAACUUCGCUCAGAUUGAGAGAGACACCGAUGAUGAUGGCUGGGCUGGACGUGCCCCUGUCCUGAAUACCUUUGUCAAGAGGCACGAUGCAGCUGUGGAGGGACUCGUCUCUGAAGGAUCCAUUGUGCUCUUUCGUCUGCUUCAGCCGCAGAGAGGCUUCGGAUGGGGUAUCGGCCAUGUUGUGGCUGUGCAGGUGAAUUAUAGCAGGAAUGGGCCCAACGGUCUACUGCAUGUGCAGCCUAUGUACUUGCGGGAUGCCGGGAGAGGUGUUGCAGUACUGGAGGAUGAUUGGGAGGCUGAAAUCGCCAUCACGCGAGCGACAGAUCGGCUGGAGGUCCUGGAUGCUGGGCUCCAAAAGGACGGCACAUUGCAACUGGAGGAUCCCAGCCGUGCGUACACGCGAGCAGUUCUGUCCGGCAUGGUCCUGUUAGAUGGUUGGGAUGCGGAGUAG
Symbiodinium pilosum is the source of this 4914-nucleotide messenger RNA. NCBI's taxonomy places the organism in Eukaryota, Dinophyceae, Suessiales, Symbiodiniaceae. The record is from the annotation of a GenBank genome assembly.